AAACGGCUGCUGCUGGUGUCAUUCAGCUGUUGGCUGUUCGCCGGUUUACGUCAUGAAUUUUAUUCCAAGUUUAAACGCGAAUCUCCUUCUUUGAGUUACACAAAUUCAGCGGAGCGUGGAACUAAACAAAGCUAAAUAUUUUAAAUAGUUUCGAGUUCGGUAGUAACAAUAGCAACAACAACAAUACCAUUGACAACGGUUACAGCAUUUGUCUCCAUCGUGGAAGUGAAGUGGAGGCGGUAUUUAAAUUCAAAAACACAGUUAUUUUACAAAUUUCAAAACUAGAAGACAUCUUUUGUGCAUUAUAAUACUGAAGCCGCCGAAUAAAAUCAGAGAGUUUUAUUAUUGAGUGGAAAUUGUUGCGGGUCUUUUAAGAUUUGUGUCAUUUGAGUGUUUGAGUCACUAUGUGAUCCCCCUCUCUCCCUCUGUGUAAAGAAACAAGUACACAAUUUCGUCAUUGCAAAAAAAUCCAUUUAAAAAUUUGUGUUCAACUUAAACAAAAGAGGUUUCUUUAUUCGACAUCUUCUUCUUCGUUGUUGUUUUUGUUGUCAUCUGUGUCUCUUGUAUGGUAUAAAUUACAAAAAAAAGAAAAGCAGCUGAAUCAGAAUACAAAAAAUUAAUGUCAGCAAUUUUUGUUGUUUUUGUAACAAACAAAAUAAACCAUCCUGAGCAUAAAAAGUACAAAGACCACAUAUCUGUAGAUAUCUAGACCCUAGCGAGCUUCGCUCUUUCUCAGUUUUAAAUGUGCGUCUAAUAAAUCUUCUUGAAUGUCUGAAUAAAAAAAAAUAAGAAUUUUGUGUGCCUGUCUGUCUGCCUGGCCCAAGUUCAAAAAGUGACGAAUUAAUUACAAAGAACUUAAUUGUUAAGAUGUCGUUGACAAAAAAAGAUCCAUCAUUUUGUGUGGCGGCAAACGAUCCACACCUGGUGAGUUUGGGCGGAGGACGUUUGAGUACGGCUGUAACAAUACAUAAUAUACCAAUUGGUGACACAACCAUUGGCUCAUCUACCCAUUGUAAUAUUUCCCUAAACGGCAGCGGUAUACGACCCAUCCAUUGUACCAUCUAUCGCAGUGAAAGUAAUGAAGUUACCCUGGUACCGGAACGUGAUGCCCGUAUUCUGAUUGAUGGCAGCAAAAUCGUGGAGGAAACCAAUUUGACACAAGGUGCGAUGAUAACGAUUGGCAAGUCAUAUUGUUUGCGUUUCAAUAAUCCCGCCGAGGCCCAACAAAUACGCACAGCCAUGGGUUCAAGUGAACGGAUUUCAAUGCCCCAAAUGGAUUUUAGUCAAAGAAAUUCAAGUAAAAGUUCCUCGGAGAGUAUGAUGAGUGCUGGAGAUCCAAUUGAAAUCGAAGAAUUUUAUGAGUCGAAUAUUCAACCGACAACAACAACAAGGCAGGUGGCGAAUAACAACAUCAAUAAUAACAACAAGAAAACCUUCUCAAGCUACAAUAACUUACCCCCCAUUGACAUAAAUGGUCUACAAUGCCCCAAGGUGUUUACAGCCGAUUUGGUUACCGUCAACCUACCGGCUGAAGAUGUUUUGGGUAAAAAAUACACCCCAAAAUAUGUGCAGAAUAUGGCUGAGGCCCAACGAAAUGAAAAGAAUCUACUAAAUGCCCGAAGAAAUUUCAAUCAAUCCAAACAGAAUAACAACAUUUAUGAUAAUGUUCCCCUUACUUCCGUGUCAGCAGCUUCGACAUCAAGGCAGGAACAUGAAAGUUCCACAAAGGUCAAAAACAAUGCCUAUGAUCGUUAUCCCAAAUUGGGUAAUUUACAAAUAUUUCCCAUGAACAGUAUUAACAGCGAAAUGAAUACCUCAAGUCCGGUUCAAGCAAGUUCAUCCAGUAACUCUACUACCAUCACCACCACUCCCUUAUCGAUUUACAAUCGCCUCCAAGAUUCGAAAGGGGAGAGCUCGAGCAAAACCAAAAAUGUUAGCAACAAUGAAAAAGAGCAUUUGGAUGAUAUGUUGAAAAUAUGCACCGAAUAUACGGAUAGGCAAAAUCAAAAUCCCACCGCAAACAAUAUCAACAAUGUAAAUUCUUCACCGAUUGUACAGAAUCGCAUUAUUACAAAUGGUUCACUGCCUCGAGAACGUAAAUCACCCUUUCAAAACAACGAUAUGCAACGAUCAUUUGAGGGAAGUUUCAAUAAUUUAUCAGCUAAUGGCGGCGGAGGGGGAGAUAAUCAACAGGAAAAUGUCUACAAUUCAAGUGGUUAUGAAAAUGUACGUGUACUGGGAGCCAAACGUGUUGAAAUCAAUGGCCAAGCAAAUCAAUCCAUGGAAAAUUAUGAAAAUGUGGUAGUGGGCAAAUAUGUACCACAGAGUCCACGUACAAAAAUACGCACCACCUGUAUGUCACCGAAAAAGGAACAAUCGUUCAAUGCAAUAUUUUCGCAGAAAGCUGAGCCACAGGCACAAACUCGUACAAACAACAAUAGCCAACACAAUAAACAAAUGGAAUAUGAUGAGCUAUUAAGGACAUUUGGUGAAAAGUUACAAAUUGAAAUGGAAGCCAUUGAAGAAUGUAGCCGUUAUCAGGCACCACCCUCAACGUAUGCUACUAGCAGUAGUAGUAAUGCCAGCUCUGCUGCUCAUUCUCCCAAUCAAAAUACAAAUCGCGGCAGCAAUCGUAAUGUACACAAUCUUAAGCUGAAUUUAAGACUACCCAGCUCUCUGCAGAACUCUCCUAAACUUAACAAGAAACCAGCACCAGCUCCCAGGACUCUACUCAAGUCGUCCAACACUUCGGGCAGUUUGCCUCACUUGCUGGCAACAAAUAAGAAUGACAUUGAUCCAUUUAAAGUCAAAGUCGAGUUGGAAUUACAAGCCUUGCAGGACAAAAUUCAUCGUCUGGAAGCCCAACGUAAUGCCACGCGCGUAAUGGAAGAAACUCAACAAGCCAAAUUGAAACAAUCGAUUGAAAUGAAAGUUGAUCAAAUUAAAAAAUUAAAAAACAUGCUAAAGGAGAAACCCGAUAACGAUUGUCUUAAAGAUGAAUUAAAAAAUAUUAGCGAAUCGCUGGAGAAUGAUCGUAAGACAUUCGAAGAUUUAGAAUUUCAGUAUUUAGAAGAAGAAUCGGAAUGGCAUGCCUAUCAUGAAGAGCUGAAGGCGGAAGCAAAACAAAUGGCCGUCAAGUUGGGCGGAGAAUCAAAACAGCAGCAACUGUCAUCUCAAAACAAAGAGUGGCAAACACUUUCGAAAGAUUUCAAACCAAAAACAGCUGAACGUAGUAAAGCCAAAAAUCACAAUAACACAAUGGAUGAGAGUCUAAACAAACCAUAUGAUAUCGGUGAAGCAAUUGGAAUAAUGUCCCAGUCUCUAUUUGGUUCGGCGGAAAUGCUAUGCCCACGGCGGCACACGGAAGAUGUAAUGUCACGUAGUGUAAAUGAAAAUAUGUUUUUCAAUAAUAAAAUCGAAUUACCUUGUGGCGGUGGUAGCAAUGGUAAUGGCAUGGCAAAUACCAGCACACCCAAACGUCCUCAACUACAAAUCGUCAAUAUCGAUGAUGAGUGUUUACAAGAAACACCCAAGCGAGAAGUUUCACAAGCCAUUGAAGCAUUCAGUAGCAGUGCGGUACGUUUUAAUUUAUCUUUGGAUACGGAUGGAUUUGAAGUAAAUCCUCUGGAGAAGAGGGUACCAUCACAAGAUGACAUCGAUCGCAUAACGAAAGUUACAUCCGAUGCUCCAAUAUCGCACAAUAAUCAAGGAGCAAGUACGAAAAUUUUCGAUUCGAUUAAAGAAAUCGAACGGAAUCGUCAAUUGUUGUUAGCACAACAGGGUCACCAUGUUAUUGAACAUGAACGGCAAAAGAUGAACGACCUGAAGAAACGCAGCCACAGUGAAGCACGUGCUCAAUAUCUAUCUAUGGUCAAUAGGAAGAGCGAUGACUGCAUGACUAAUGGCGAGGAAUCUCAAACGGAUUUACCUCUUCAGCAGAAACAUCACCAGCAGCAGCAACAACAAGAGCAGCACCCUAUGCUGGAUAAGGAAAAUCAUCGACCAGCUGUAGAAAGAAAUAACAGUAAAGCGAAAUCGAAUAAGACAUCGCAGGAGGAUGGAGAUUCAUCAAAUCAGCAACGUCACUCACAGCCUGAAUUUGAAACGAAUCAUUUGCAUUCGGAACCAGCAAAACGUCACAGUACCUCCUCGCGACCGCUAUCCGAAGCGAACUCUGAGUUGAGUUGUGAACUGUUAACAACAAAUCAAACAAGCAAAUCGAAUAUUGAACUAUCCACCUUUAAUGGAUCUAAUAACAAUAAUAGCAAUGCUAAUACAGACAGUAACACUGCCAAACGACCGGAGAGUCUCAACUCAGCUGAUGCGAACAGCAGCAGCCAGCAAUUAAGGGGAGAUCAAUCGCCAAAAGAGGGAGGCAGCAGUAGUGAACGUAAACGUUCUGCUUUACCCAAACAUCAGAGACCCCUAACAAGAUAUCUGCCAAUAUUUUCACCAGAUUUAGAUUUGCGGCAACAUAUCGAAUCUGCGGGUCAUCAAAUCGACUUGUGUCCACACGUCUUUGUUGAUUCUCACACGUGUAGGGGUUACCUUCAUAAAUUGGGUGCCACUUUUCAUGGCUGGUCGAAACGUUGGUUUGUUUUAGAUCGCACGCGUAAUGCUUUCAUUUACUAUUCCGAUAAAUUGGAGAGGAAACCUCGUGGAGGUGCUUAUUUUUCGACCAUCGAAGAAGUCUAUUUGGAUCAUUUAAAUAUCUCAAAGAGUGGCCGACCCCACUGCACAUUCAUUGUUAAGACUAAAAAACGCAGCUAUCAACUACUGGCAGCCUCAGAUGCUGCGGCUAGAAUAUGGAUUGAUGCCAUAAUAACUGGAGCUCAAGGCAAAUUAGACUAUUAGUAGUUUUAUCCUUAAUGUUAGCUAUUAAGUUAUUUUUUAAGCAUCAUUUAAAAAAAAUGUUCUACCAAAGGAGAUGGUUCAUAUGGAUCAUUAUGAAAGCAUAGAUUUUAGAUUAAUAUAUUUUUUAUAUUUGUAUUUUACAUCCGUAGAUGUAUACAACCAAGGUUUUAAAAAAAAUAACUUUUUUACACAUACACAACGUAACAAAUAAAUGUAAAUAGUUCUUAAGUACUUGAUAAGAAAUAAUAAAUAACAAAAUAAAAUA
Messenger RNA from Musca domestica (house fly), 5119 nucleotides. RefSeq names its product pleckstrin homology-like domain family B member 1. Lineage: Eukaryota; Metazoa; Arthropoda; Insecta; Diptera; Muscidae. The record is from RefSeq and is a predicted model, not a curated record. The coding region runs from base 868 to 4854 and encodes 1328 amino acids. The transcript is spliced from 10 exons. Gene Ontology annotation, molecular function: protein binding.